AUGUGUUAUUCCUGGCAUGUCAAUAUCUUUUGUCCUGUUUGCAGAGUGUUUUGGAAAUCAAGGGAAUGGAAUGAGGGAAAAUCAACAUUUGAAUCAGAAAGUGACAUCUCACUUUCAUUGAGAAGAAGGUGUUCUAGAAGGAAGAAGGAGGACAGACUGUCAGGAGACUCUGAAGACCAUGAACAGCAGCGUGACCAACUGAUGACAUUUCCAUGUUCCAUAUGCAAGCGUGAAAUUGAUCUACCUGAUGUUUUCCUCCAUAAAAAGCAGCAUGUGGCUCUGGCCACCUUGGGGUUUCAAUGGAUGAGUACAAAGAAACCAGCACUUCCACUGGUUUCCAUUCAGAGACAGUUUAUGAUCACUAAACUAUUGUCAUUUUCUAUAUUCACUGAAAAAAUCCUCCAGAGCAUUAAUAAUGCUUUUGAGCUACUUUGGAAGAAACAAAUACCAGCAUACUAUAAGAUCAUUGAUAACGUUCACAGGAGUUCCAUAUGUUCUCAAGCAGUCUGUCAUGGAUUGAUUAAAGGUGUAGCUAUUUGUGAAGACAGAAAUUCUACAUGGAAAGCUGACAUGAAUGAUAAAUUCACUGUGGUGAAUAACUUUGGCAAUAAACCUGAUGUGUGUUUUUUCGGUUUGUUUGAUGGACAUCAUGGCGCCUCAGCAGCAGGCUUGACUUCAAUGGAACUCCCAGUUUUACUUCUCCAUCAACUUUCCAGAUUUGAUCCUUCCUACCAAAUGACUCCUGAAGAGCAAAAUGUAAUCAAAUCCUUUCACACGGUAUUUAGGGAAGAAUACAUAGCUAUAGAAGAACUUUUUUCCUCCGUAAAGAAAAAGAGAAAAAAGGUGAAAUGUGAGUAUGAGAACAUACACAAAGCCUUUGCUAAAGCGUUUUGGAGAAUGGACAGGCUUUUACGUCUCGGAAGGAAUGAAGUGUCCAGGGUUCGAUGGAGUGGCUGUUCUGCAGUUACUUGUAUAUUGGAAGGCAAUAUUAAAAAACCCUAUACUGAGAAGAACUGGAAAAUCAAUAAAGCUGAUGACUUGGCAAAGAGUUUCCCUUCCCAGAUGAUGCCACAAAUGAUGUCUGGAGUACUCCAUAUUGCAAACACUGGUAAUGUACAAGCAAUCUUAUGCAGAAAUGGAAGAGGCUUUUGCAUAACCAAAGAACACACUACGCGAAACAUAACCGAAAGAAGAAGACUACUUCAGAAUGGAGCAAUGAUCAGUUCAAAUGAACCAUAUGGGCUCCUAGAAGGGCAAAUAAAAACCACACGAGGACUUGGAUUUCAUGGAAAUCUCAAACUGAAAAAAUCUAUUAUACCAGCACCUCAAACUAUCUCUGUCCCUAUUGAUGACUUAUGCCAAUUCCUUAUCUUAGCUACUAAUGGACUCUGGGAAGUUUUGGAUACAAAGGAAGUCACUGCACUGGCAAUGACAAUAUUUCAAGUAUAUAAAGAAGCCUAUUAUUCUAACACAAAAAAUCAAUCUUUACCAUCCAAAGAGCCUUUCCUAAUCUAUGAACCAAGCAAUUCUGUAUCAGAAAAUAAUAUCCAUAUAUUGUUUCAGUAUAAACCUGAAUCUACAGAAUGUGUAUCAACUAUAAAUUCAAAGGAAGAUUUGUUUGAUUCAACAUGUUCUAACCCUAAAAAUGAACAAACAUUUCCACCAGAAAUGAGUAAUCAUGAUCUUUACGGUGAGAAAGAAAUCAAUGGACCAACCAGUGUAGAUGAUGUGUCCAAAAAUUCAAGUGAAAAAGAAUCACGCACUCAACGUUUCUAUGAAGGUGCAGCCAAGUAUAUUAGCCAUGAACUUGUAAGUGCUGCUUUAGUGGCUGGCUCCAGAGACAACAUUACAGUCAUGGUAAUACUUCUCAAGGGAACUGAGUAUCAGUUUCUGACUGACAAAAGAUAAAGUU
This is a messenger RNA of Enhydra lutris kenyoni (northern sea otter), 1912 nucleotides long. RefSeq names its product protein phosphatase 2C like domain containing 1. Gene Ontology annotation, biological process: protein dephosphorylation. The transcript has 2 exons. Gene Ontology annotation, molecular function: protein serine/threonine phosphatase activity. The record is from RefSeq and is a predicted model, not a curated record. Bases 1 to 1908 code for a protein of 635 amino acids. Lineage: Eukaryota; Metazoa; Chordata; Mammalia; Carnivora; Mustelidae.